Molecule: messenger RNA, 1132 nt
Organism: Haliotis rubra (blacklip abalone)
Lineage: Eukaryota; Metazoa; Mollusca; Gastropoda; Lepetellida; Haliotidae
Product: poly [ADP-ribose] polymerase tankyrase-2-like
Exons: 4
Coding region: 360-992 (210 amino acids)
Molecular function (GO): protein binding
Source: RefSeq, a predicted model, not a curated record
GGCGAGGCAGUCGUCUUCCUAGCUGCGUUCUGCACACUUGCACGAUGGAGGUAUUAACUGUAAUGUUCUUCAGUCUUGUGGUAUUUGGUAUCAGAGACGUACAGGCUGCUCCAACCUUGACUGGACGAGUGGCAGUGGUGGAAGAGGACCUCGGAACAUGGAAAUUGAAAACUGUUGAUAUUAUUGCCAAUAUGAAUGCCUUGACGAGACAGGUGGGACUGGUGUCCGCUGAAGUUGACAGUGUAAAAGACAAUGCACAAAACAUAAAAGCACGAUUGAACACUAUAACACAAGGGAAUUAAGACGUGUACAACAGGAAAGAGACACUUUACAGAAAGAGUCUACGAAAACUACGUCGCAUGUUUACCAAAGACCUCGGUUCACUACAGCUACGGCUGGAUCAGACGGCAGCUGACCUGUGUGAUCAAAGGACAACGACGUAUCCUGGAACCACAGCAGCCUCGACUGAUCCGAGCCCGAGCAACACGGCUUCACUAGCGCAAGUGACGACACAAGACUCUGAUCUACACGCCUUGACUGACCCGAGCCUGAACACCACGGUUCCACCAACGCCAGUGACCACACAAGACUCUGAUCCACACGCGACUCCAUCACCAGCAGGCCGCCGCCUCUACUCCGCCAGCAGGGACGGUGACCUGGAGAGAGUGAAGCGGAUCCUGGCAGCGGGUCACGUGGACAUCAACACGAGAGGAGACUACAGCCAGACACCGGUGAUGAGGGCAGCAUGGGGGGGACACAGAGAUGUGGUGGAGUUCCUGGUGGGUAGAGGGGCUGAUGUGUCGCUGGUGGACAGGGGCGGUUACAACGUCCUUCACUUGGCCUGUCUGGGUGGAGACCUGGAGAUCGUGAAGCUGAUCGUGUCCCUGAACGUGUUGGACAUCAACGCCAGGACCAACAUCGGGCACACAGCGGUCUACUACGCGAGACAUCAGCGAGUGGUGGAGUUCCUGGUGUCACGUGGUGGACACUGAAGUCGGUGUUGGUGUGGACAGUGACGGUGCACAUGUCGUUACUGACACUGACGAGGUGUGUGCCGUCCACGUUGUCUUGUGUCACGAUUCACGUGAUUUCCUUUUUACUUUGUGAAUAUAAAUAAAACUUGUUGAAAGUA